Molecule: messenger RNA, 2035 nt
Organism: Phacochoerus africanus (Common warthog)
Lineage: Eukaryota; Metazoa; Chordata; Mammalia; Artiodactyla; Suidae
Product: glycerophosphodiester phosphodiesterase domain-containing protein 4-like
Exons: 16
Coding region: 1-2028 (675 amino acids)
Biological process (GO): lipid metabolic process
Cellular component (GO): membrane
Molecular function (GO): glycerophosphodiester phosphodiesterase activity
Source: RefSeq, a predicted model, not a curated record
AUGAAGGUCAUAUUUCUGGGCACGGGAUACUGGUUCUUCUGGUCCAUUGUCUUGCUGAGUUUCUUUGGGAUCCUGACUGCCUACACAGCCUUGCUGUUGGUACUUGGAUUUUUGUUGUGUUGGGAAGGGAGAGAACUCUCCCUGCACUGGUGUCAUAAGAUCCUGAUUCUGCUAGUGCUUCUGACAUGCUCGUUUUUUUUCUGGAUGUUAUUCACUUACUGGAAAGACAGGUGGCUCACUGUUGGGCUGUCACUGCAGGUCUUCGCUCCCUACAUACACCUGGGCAGCAUAUCUAUGAUGGUUCUGCUUUCGUGGCCUGUGGCCUUCUACGUGAUCCAUUUGGAAGGAGAAGCUAGAAUCCGAAGACACCAGAUGACAUUUUAUGAAAGAAAAAGAAAGAAGAGAUGUGCUAUGCUCACAAAGUUGAGAGCUCUACAAGUGGCUAUUGGAUUGCCCUUUUGUCUUAUCCUUUUGUCUCUCUAUUUGAUUCCAUUGGGGAUUUACUCUCCCUGCAUUCAGGAGAAGGAUGAAUUGGGACCUAAGCCGAGCUUCUUUGGACAUAGAGGUGCACCCAUGCUGGGACCUGAGAAUACCAUGAUGUCCUUUGAGAAAGCUGUUGAAGAAGGUGCCUUUGGGCUGGAGAGUGAUGUACACAUAAGUAAUGAUGAUGUGCCUUUUCUCAUGCAUGACAAUAACCUGAGAAGAACAACCAAUAUCAAGGAGGUCAAGCCAAAUGCCUCUUUCACACACCCUUCCUUAUUUGAUUGGAGUUUCCUGUCGACUCUGAAUGCAGGCAGAUGGUUUUCACAUUCACGGUUCAAACCAUUUUACCGUAUGAAACCCCUAUCAGAGGCUGACAGAGAAAAAGCAGGAAAUCAGAAGAUUCCAAAACUAACUGAUUUAUUGCAACUUGCACAGAAGGAGAAAAAAUUUGUGAUAUUUGAUCUUAAUGGCCCUGCACCAAAACAUUUUCACAGAAGCUCAUACGUACGCCACAUAGUAAGAGUGAUCCUUGACUCUAGAAUUGAGCAACAUCUGAUUUUUUGGUUGCCAGAUACUGAUAGGCAGUAUGUCAAGAAAAGAGCUCCUGGCUUUCAGCAAGUGAGCCAGUUGUUCUCACUUGAACACCUUGCAAAAGAAAAUAUCAGUAGGGUAAAUGUUGACUACAAGAGGUUGUUCUACAAUGGAUUGAGAGAAUAUAAAGCAGCUAACAUCAACAUCAACUUGUACGUCAUCAAUGAACCUUGGCUCUUCUCACUGGCCUGGUGCUCCAGGAUUCAGUCAGUGACCACAGACAACAUUCAGGUCCUGAAUAAGAUCAAUCACCCUUACUACUUCAUGACACCAAAUUUCUACAUGUUCAUAUGGAUUCUCAUGGAUUGUGUUUCUGCAGUUUUUAUUGUUGCCAUAUUUUAUUUCCAUUGGUGGAGAAAGAGCAAAAAAGAAACAUUACUCAAAAGCAGCAGCACUGUCACAGGCACUAGAAAUAAAAGCAAAAAUAAACAAAUGGAAUUAAUCAAACCUAGAAACUCUCCGAGUAUCAACCUCCAAAAGGGAAAACGUCAGAGUCAAAAAGCUUCAAAUUUAUCCAUGGAGCCUCCCACCCGCGUUAUGGAGAUCCCUUGGACUCACACAGCCCACUACCCAUCUUUAACCAGGAGCAUAAGGAAGCAACCACACUCUAGCCAUUUUUCAGUAGUGCCCGAGAAGAAAGCUCGAAAGCAAGAGUCAGUCAAGGAAACCAUCAAGAAACCCAUGGUUCACAAGGAUUACUUUAGACAACCGCUGCAUACCAUGAAGGCCUUUGAACCUACCCAAGCAACCGUCCGGGAGUCCACGAGAGAGGCUCUCUUCCAAAAUACAUUGUCUGCCUUGGAGGCAAGUGAGAUAAUUUCCCCCACAGAACUCUCUCAUCCUAAAACACAACCUGAAAAGCUCCCAGCUGUUGAAUCAUCCGAAGAAUCCUCUUUGAUUUAUUCCACCACAUCCAGCCUGUUUUCCUUAGGGAUUUCUUCAAAGAGGGAUUAGUCACAAC